AUGGAGAUGUUACUUGGUGGACAAGCAACCAAAGGAGCUCUUCGAUCAAAGACGAAGAUUGUUUGUACUCUUGGACCGGCAUCAAGAUCGGUGGAGAUGAUUGAGAAGCUACUCAAGGCCGGUAUGAACGUAGCCCGGUUCAAUUUCUCCCAUGGUUCUCACUCGUACCAUCAGGAAACUCUCGAUAAUCUCCGAACCGCCGUGGACAACACUGGUAUUCUCUGCGCUGUCAUGCUCGACACAAAGGGUCCUGAGAUUCGAACCGGGUUUCUCAAAGAAGGCAAACCGGUACAGCUAAAGCAAGGUCAAGAGAUCACAAUCUCAACUGACUACAACAUAGAAGGCGACUCAAACCUUAUCUCCAUGAGCUACAAGAAACUUGCAGAGGAUCUCAAACCCGGUGAUGUGGUUCUUUGUUCAGACGGCACAAUCUCUAUGACUGUCUUGUCCUGUGACAAGACUCUCGGUCUUGUCCGUUGCCGAUGCGAGAACUCUGCGAUUCUUGGAGAAAGAAAAAACGUUAACCUCCCUGGAAUUGUGGUUGAUCUCCCAACACUCACUGCGAAAGACAAAGAGGACAUUAUGCAAUGGGGAGUUCCCAACAAAAUCGACAUCAUCGCUCUUUCUUUUGUUCGUAAAGGAUCUGACCNCGUGACCUCGAUCAUAAUGUUCAUCAAGCAAACUCACAAUUUCCUCGUCUCUUUGAAACUCUCUUUUAAUCUUUUCUCUGCGAUCUGA
Camelina sativa (false flax) is the source of this 738-nucleotide messenger RNA. RefSeq names its product pyruvate kinase, cytosolic isozyme-like. Lineage: Eukaryota; Viridiplantae; Streptophyta; Magnoliopsida; Brassicales; Brassicaceae. Gene Ontology annotation, molecular function: magnesium ion binding; potassium ion binding; pyruvate kinase activity. Gene Ontology annotation, biological process: glycolytic process. The record is from RefSeq and is a predicted model, not a curated record.